AUGACCAAUUCGAAGGAACAUGUCAAAGCCAUAAUAUUGACAAGUGGGUGGACAUAUGACCAGUCUAUAAAUACUGAGCAAGAUGAAGAAGCUGCUGAAAAUGUGGAGUCCGAGAAGAAGGAAGCUGAGGACGAGGUGAAAGAAACCGAUCGAAAUGCGACCCACCAGCAAGCUGAGAAGACUAAGGAGAAUAAAAGGGCUUCAAAACCCAAGCAAUCUAGGGAUUGGCGACUGAAGAGUAGUGCAAUUGUACAAAAGAAGCUACCGCCUAAAGAACUAGGUUUUGGAGAAGUAAAGCCGACCACCAUCUCCCUAAAGUUGGUGACCGAGGAGACCAGUGCAAUUGUACAAAAGAAGUUGCCGCCUAAGGAACUAGGUCUUGGAGAAGUAAAGCUGACCACCAUCUCUCUACAGUUGGUGGACAAAUCCAUUAAAUACCCAAGAGGACUCAUUAAGGACAUACUGGUGAAAGUUGAUAAGUUCAUCUUCCCGAUCGACUUCAUUGUACUCAAUGUGGAGAAGGACGAGGAGAUCCCUUUGAUACAGGACCAACCUUUCCUUGCGACGGGGAAAACUUUAAUUGAUGUCGAAAAAGGGAAACUCAUUUUGAGGGUCGGUGAGGAGCAGGUCACUUAUGACGUAUUUAAAUCUAUGGAAUUCCCUUCCGACGUAUGUUCUUGCUUUCAAAUAAGUGACUGA
This is a messenger RNA of Juglans regia (Persian walnut), 699 nucleotides long. RefSeq lists its product as uncharacterized. The record is from RefSeq and is a predicted model, not a curated record. NCBI's taxonomy places the organism in Eukaryota, Viridiplantae, Streptophyta, Magnoliopsida, Fagales, Juglandaceae. The transcript has 2 exons. Bases 1 to 699 code for a protein of 232 amino acids.